GGGGUUUUUUUCUCUCUGGGGACUCACGCGGCUCCUUCGCCGCGAGGUUCGCCUGGACUGGCAGGUCAGACUGGCAGGGAAGCGUGACAACACGCAGGCCAUCGUGUACUUAACACUUUUGUUAAUUUGUGCAAAACUUGUUUGAUGCUUAUAAAGUGCAGGAAGUUUGCUUUCAUAUGAGGCCUUCACCUGUGCACUUGUUAAUCACACAGGAAAAUAAACGAAUGAGUCCCCGAUCCUUUAUUCCUCAAAUGCUUUUCCAGUUCUGUAGUGAUGGUUUUGAGCUAAGGCCUUGAGAGUAGAAACGAUGUUUCACCUAACUUGUUAGUCACACAUAGCUAGACAGUAACUGUUUAUUCAUUAAACCUCACCUUUUAUUCAACCUUAUUAACUCUGUCUAAAGUGGGGCUUUCCAUAUAACUUUAAUAAAUUGAGGGAACGUAGAGUGUAGCAGUCUGAAAACACUCUGGAGUCAAGCUGCCUAGAAUUAAAUCUGAAUUAAUUAUAGGCAUGCUCUACACCUCGCUUUCCUCUUAAUGUAAAUGGAGGUGGUAAUAGACCUCUCCUUCAUAGAGUCCUAAAGAUUAAAUGAGUUGAUAGGUGUAGACAUUUAGAACAGUGACCCACAAUAAAUAAAUGUUAGCUGCCAUUAAUUCUCUUGCUAAUAAUAUUUGCAGCAACUUACAUUUCCCCUUAAAGGAGCAGGACAGAUAAGUUGGUUUGACUUAACUUUUAGACUGCUGAAAACACUGAUCCAGUUAUUUGUUGCCCUUUUAUAUCCUUAUAUUUUAGCAGUGAUCAGUCGACCCCUUUAGAUUUCUUUGGAUUUCAUAUUCUUUAAAGGAUCCAAAUUAAAAGGAGUUUUUUUUUUUUUUGCAUUGAUCUUUUUGAUAUAUUAAUGAUACCUUCUGUGCGCUAGUCAAGAGAGGAUUUAAAGAUGAAAAGAACAAAACUUACCUAGACUAGAGAUUUCCGUUUUAGUGCUGUGAAGUCUAAUAUAGUAGCUAUCAACCAUUGUGGCACUAAACACUUUACAUGUGGCUAGUUCAAAUCAAAGAGACACUAUUAAUGUAAAAUACACGCCAAUUUUGAAGCACAAACAAGAAUGCAGCAUGUCUCAAUGUAUUUAUUUUGAUUACAUGAUAAUGUUUUGGGCAAAAUAGGUUAAAUAAAAUUUUAAUCUAUUUCUCUUUACUUUUAAUGUGAACACUCCAAUUAUAAAAUUACACAGGUGGCUCACAUGUUUUGUUGGACAGCCCUGGUUUAAUGUCUAAAACCAGUAAUGGCAGCACUGUGAUAAGAACAGGUGGUAUAAAUAAGGGACUGUGAGAAAACAGGGCUGUACUUAACUGCGUUAACAAUGUCAGGGAAAACCUCAGGUGUGAAGUAACAUUUCAAAUAAGCCCUGAAAAGUUUGUUUCUCAGACAGAGGAAAUAGGAGUAGAAGUAGCAUUCUAAAAAUCUCAUUGAUAAGAACAUAAGCUUUAAAGUGAGAACUAUAUUUGACUUCCAGCUCUACUGGAACUUUGGUAACUUUGUGACCUUGACUAUUUAGAGAGGUUAUCCUAACUUGUUUAAGUAUGUUUCUUCAUCUCUAAAAAUGAUAAUAUUUACUUAACAAAUUUCUUCGGAGGAUUAAGGAGUAUUAAAGAAUUUAGAACAGAAACACAUUAAAGAGUACUCCGUAAAUGUUAACUUUUAUUAUCAAAUAAAGAGAAUGGUGCUUUGGAAAGUACUACUGAUGGAGCUUGACCAAAGGGCCUUUGGGAAGCAUGUGGUGAGAUGAGAUGAAACCAGAAAGAUGGGCAUGAUCCAAAUUACAGACGGCUGAGGCAAUUUACACUUUAUUCAGUGUAGCCCUAGAGAAAAAUCAGGGGCUUCUAGUAAACCUGUGGUAUCACCUUUAGUAAGUUAACUUCUCUGAAUCUCAAGUUCUUCACUUGAAGAUAUGCCUGAUGAUAAUUUAUAGAGGUAUUGUGAUGAGGUGAUGAGACAGUAGAUAAAAUUAGUCAAACACUUGUCCUAUAGUAGAAGCUUAGCACAUGGGAGAUACCCUUUUAUUGAAAACAUUGAUUACUAUGUGCCUGACAGUAGCCUUCAAAACAGCAAAAGGGUGCUUUCUAGGCCCUCAAAAUAUUCUGGAUAUGUAAAUUAGUAAUAGGAGAGCUUUAAUAACAGUUUCUAGAGGGUGUAAUGGGAACACAAAGCAAAGAUCAAUACAAUCAUUCUAAAUUGGAUCAUAUAUUCCCAAGCAUAUUUCCCAAGCAUAAUUAAUUGUUUCACUGUUGGUCAGUGUCUACUAGAAGAAUAUUCUCUUUUUUAAACUAAUUUAUAUUGGAUGAGAUCUGUGAAAGCUAUUUUUGGCUUUAUUGGUCUCCUUGAUAUAUCUCGUGUACUCACACUAGCUGUUAUUUUCAUUUCAGUGUCUUUGAAAAUCUGUUACCACUUCAUAUAUGUUGAGAGCUCUUUUUGUAUAAUACAUUGUAAAAGGAGGGAGAAAAUCUCAGAUGUUUCUAGUCUGUUUUCUAGUCUGUAUCACAUAACCUCCUUCUGGGAAUUUGGUAUAAAAGGACAAAGGGAUGGAUUCGUUCAGUCCGGUCCCAGAAGGAAGUCUUGUUCCUGCAUGUAAAUGAUGGCUCGUGUUUGGAGAGCCUUCAGGUUGUAGCAGAUUCAAGCUCUGACAAUAGAGAACUAGCUUUUGGGAGUUCUGUAGAAGUUCAAGGGCAGCUGGUAAAAAGUCCAUCCAAAAGGCAAAAUGUGGAACUGAAAGCAGAAAAAAUUGAAGUUGUUGGAAAUUGUGAUGCCAAGGCUUUCCCCUUUAAAUAUAAAGAGAGGCAUCCUCUGGAGUAUCUGAGACAAUACCCUCACCUUAGAUGUAGGACUAAUGUCCUGGGUUCUAUUUUGAGGGUUCGCAGUGAAGCCACAGCUGCCAUUCAUUCUUUUUUCAAGGACAGCGGCUUUGUGCAUAUCCACACUCCAAUAAUCACGUCCAAUGAUUGUGAGGGGGCUGGAGAACUUUUUCAAGUUGAACCUUCAAGCAAAAUAAAGGUACCUGAAGAGAAUUUCUUCAAUGUUCCUGCUUUCUUAACUGUCUCAGGACAACUUCACCUAGAAGUGAUGUCAGGAGCUUUUACCCAAGUGUUUACCUUUGGUCCAACAUUCCGAGCAGAGAAUUCUCAGAGCCGGAGACACCUGGCAGAGUUUUAUAUGGUGGAAGCAGAAAUUUCUUUUGUUGAGAGCCUUGGCGAUCUCAUGCAGGUGAUGGAGGGGCUCUUCAAGACUGCCACAAUGUCGGUUCUCUCAAAUUGUCCUGAAGAUAUUGAACUCUGUCACAAAUUCAUAGCUCCUGGCCAAAAGGACAGACUAGAACAUAUUCUAAAAAACAACUUUUUAAUCAUUUCUUAUACUGAAGCAGUGGAGAUCUUAAAGCAGGCAUCCCAGAACUUCACUUUCACCCCAGAGUGGGGUGUGGAUCUACACACUGAACAUGAAAAGUAUCUGGUGAAGCACUGUGGCAACAUACCAGUCUUUGUUGUUAAUUAUCCAUUAACACUCAAGCCUUUCUACAUGAGGGAUAAUGAAGAUGGCCCUCUGCACACAGUUGCUGCUGUUGAUCUUCUGGUUCCUGGAGUUGGAGAACUCUUUGGAGGAAGCCUUAGAGAAGAACGGUACCAUUUCUUAGAGCAGCGACUGGCAAGAUUAGGACUAACGGAAAUAUACCAGUGGUAUCUGGACCUCCGCCGAUUUGGAUCUGUGCCACAUGGAGGUUUUGGGAUGGGAUUUGAACGCUAUCUGCAGUGUAUCUUGGGAAUUGACAAUAUCAAAGAUGUUAUCCCUUUUCCAAGAUUUACCCAUUCAUGUCUUUUAUAGCUGGAAGACUGGUUUAAGAAAAUCACCCCAUGCCAGAGGUAUGAAUGAACAUAUAGGAAAAUGCAUGCUUGAUUUUUAGAAAUGCAAAUAUGGAAUGGUCAUACCAUAAGGUACAACAUAUGAAAAAUGGAAGUGAUCAUGAUUUUCUUUAAAAAUUGAGUACAUUUCAUGGAACAAUGUCUUCCUUCAAGUAAAGGUUCCUAUGGCAAGUAGAAUCUCUCAAAUCUGUUAUGUCAAUAAGAAAUGGAACUAGAUGGUCUCAAAGGUCCUUUCAAACACUAACACAGGAUGAGAUAGUACAUUUACUUUGUCUUUAGUCAUUAGAUCACUGCCAUGUGUGAUCUUUGAGAAACAACAAGCAGCUACAGAUAAAAUGUUAUUUGGCUCUUUUUUCCCUUGCCAUUUAACCUAUGAUAAAUGCCCAUCUUAUUCCUGGUGCGUUCUAAAUAUUACAGAAGAAAAUACUCGUUUUUCAGGUCUUAAUUGAGUGAAUAAAGUUAGUAUCUGAACUGAAAUCUUCUUUCAUCAGACCAGCUGAAGGAAUUGUAUUUAUAAUUUUUGAUCUUUAGUUACAAAUGCUAAUGAGAUGUAAUCAUUCACUGCUGUGUUGUAAUUAGUUUAUAUUGAAUGUUUCUACCUUCUUUAAUAAUCAAAAUAGAUUUUUGAUACCUAUGAAAGAAAAAAAUUUUGUAUUUCAAAAUUCCAUUGACCUUUUUCCAGAGAAAUUUGGAAGAUAUUUUCAAUCCAAGAGGAGGAUGGAAAUAUGGUUACUCUUAAAGGUUCAGUGAUUCUGGAGUCAAAAAGUAAUAUAUUCUGUGAGCAUUUACAUGUGAUUUUGAAUAGGCCAUUAAUUCUGUAGAAAUUUGUGCAUCAUUUUCCUCAGAGUUGAUACAAUAAUUACAUGAAAGUGUGUCUGUGUAUGUGCAUGCACAUAUGUGUGUUUAAAACUGAAAUGCUACACACAAUUUUUCAUUCUUUGAGACUUGAGUUACAUUAUGUGUGGAAUUAUAGAAAAUUGUCUACUCAGUGGAAUUUGUAUGCAUCAAAUAGUUGUAAAAGGGCAUACAUUCCUAAAUCAUCAAUUCUCUUAAGUUUCAUUAGAUGACUUUCUUAGUAUUUCCUUAGAAGUUUAUUUUAUUUACUUAUUUAACCUAACUCAAAGUCAAACAGCAGAAAAUAACUACAGUAACUUACAAUUGGAAAACACUGAGAGAUUGUCAAGGUUGAACUUCUGCCUAAUGCAGAGAUCUUAUAUACCUAGGUAUCCUCUUGGCAAGGAGCUCAAUAUACCAUAACAUAACUCAUUCCAUUUCUGAAUCUCUGAUUGGUAACUUUUGCUAAGUUAAAAAUCUCUGCCAAAAUCUAUUUCCUUGGAACAUUAAUCCCUUGGUCUUAGGUAUCAAGUUUAGAACAGUUUAAGACUUGUCUUCAUCAGAUGCGUAAGAGAUAAAUUCAUUUGUUUAUUCAACAAAUACUAUUUGAACUUAUUCUCUAUGCUAAGAACUGUACUAUUGCUGGAUAAACAGUAGUGAACACCAUAGAAAUGAUCGCUGCCAUCACAGAAUUUGCAUACAGAGAAGAUAAACAAUCAGUAAUCAAAUGUAUUAUUUCAAAAUAUGACAUGCUAUAAAAUUAUAUAAAGAACAGGACAAGCAUCAGUAAACUAAAGAAAACAUUUGCAACACUAGUUAAUAUUGACUUGGCAUUGAGGGUUACUUGAUACUAUAUUUUAUAGAGCAAAAAUCACGAACAUUCACAGGCUUUAAAACUGGAGGCACUAAUGUCCAAGCUAUCAGAAAUCAGUGACUCUUGAGGAACUGGAUAGAUUUUUAAUAUUAACAUGAUUGCUGGACAUCAAAGUUUACAGUAAUAGUAAAGAACUGAAUUGAAGAAACUAGAUUCUGGUUCCAACACCACCAUUAAUUUAGCUGUGGAGCAUUCAGGAACUAAAAUCAUCUUUGUGGCCUCAUUAUUUCAUCUGCAGAACUACCAUUUCAAGUAGUGAACGCUAAGGAUUCUUCUGUCUCUUGAUCUUCUAUGAUUUUGAUCUUCUAUGAUUAUGAGUAACUUUUUCUAUUGAUUUAGAGUAACUUUUAGAUGUCCAAAAAUGUAUGGUAAAAUCAAAUCACUGAAAGUUUAACUAAUGAUUGACUGAAAUGUGUGCAACAAGAGUGUAUGUGAUAUACAGGAAAGUCCUUCACAAGGAGUCAAAUAUAUACUGCUCCUGACCUUUAUCAUAAUCUUCAGCAAUAUAUUUUCAAAGCUUUAUUAUACUUAUUCACUUAUUUCCUUCACAAUCGAUCACACAAUGAGUAUCUGGUUGAUGUCACAGCCUCCCACUUGUAACAAACCUAAUAGUUUCCAUUUUUGGCUCUAAUACUUAUGUUUUGCCAAAAAUGGAAGAAAAGCAAAUACUGGUAUCAAAGAUGAUGAAAAUGCCAAAAUUAAACUAUUGCUUGCAAGUAGCAUCAACAAGAAAGACCUUUAAAAUGUCCACUUGUCAGCUGAUCUCUGAAUAUACAAAUUCCACAUACAAGCAUCAUUCUAAAAGUCUAUGUAUAAUGAAUAAAACCAUGGAUUUAUAGUUGAGGAUUGUACUAUUGUAAUAUUCUUCUAGGAUUUAAUUUUUAAGUUCAAAGAUGAUUUGAAGGUGUUAAUUAUUUAUUUAGUAACUAAUUUCCAGUGGAGGGAAAGUCAGAAUCUGUUCUCCCAAGAUUUCCAAACACCCCCUCAAAAUAGAACCUCAGCUACGCAAAUAAGAGUGUAUUCUAAAAUUUAGAAAUAUUUUUUCCACCAUUAAUUCCCAUUCUUAUUUCAAAUUUUGAGGUAGGUGUAGAAAAAUGGUCACUUUCCAUCCGAUUGUCCUCUUUCUUGGGUAAGUUGUGCUGUGUGUGUCUUUUUUUUUUUUUCUUUCUGUUUUUGUUUUUUUUUUUUUUUUUUGACUGACAAGAACUUAAUUGUGUGAGUGAUCCAUUCCAGAACUAGACAUAAUUCCACCCUCUGACCCAGCCCAGAGACUCUUUAACUGUCACAAAACAGCAAAGGAACUGUUUGACCUUUUGUCCCUUUCAGACAGGAUCUGCCAGAAGCAUCCCUCUACAAUGUUACACAUUCAUAUUUUCUAUAAAUUGAAUCUAGACAUUCAAGCAUGACUGAACAGGCAUUGAAGAUGCAAUUUGGUGAAAUGAAUUACUCUACCCUUCUUUAAAUCUCUUGAUUCAGAUAAUUAUAGAUGAAAGAUGCUUAUUUGGAUUGGAUUCUGUUUAUUCAUAUAUUUAUUUUAGUAAGUGGUGAGGGCAGAACAUAAAAAUGCAGCGUUGAAAGACAGAUUGACUUGGAUUGAAUUGGUAAGAAAUGUGUGGGGCUUUUUGGCUUUGGAUCAAUAUUUGUAUUCAGUCUGCAAUCUAAAGUAUGUAUAAUAAAAAGAAAACAGGUGGGAGUAAUAUCUGAUUAUAGCUUCUUCCCAGUUUAUAUUCUAAAUUAAAAGAUUAAAAGCACUAAAAGCAGAAAGCAACCUUAAUCACCCUCGCUGAAAUGAUUCAGUAGGACUUCCAUAAUGAUGCCAGUUUAUUAGGUUUCGGUCAUCAUCCUUCCAGACAUUUCUGCUAUUGCAAGGUCCUUGACAGCCUGAUCAUCUAAGCCCCACUUAGCUCAUGAGCAGUUUGGUUUGGACUCCAGUGAAUUUACAUCCAUUAUUAGCUCCCUGUGUGACAACUUCUGGGAGACCUUUGUGAAGUCAGAUAUUAAAGUGGUUCUUCAGCUGUCAUUCAUGCAGCUGAUCAUUGAAUUAACAUAACUCAUGACUCUUAAGUAACUUUCUGCUACAUCUUUGCUGUUCAUAAUUGUUAUUAAUGACUACCAUUUGGACAAUGUGUUAUAGUUUAUGAAAAAAUGUUAUUAAGUCACAAUAUAUUGUGGCUCUUACUUGUAUCUUAUUGUACUGAAUUCAUUUGGUUUAAUGAAAAAUUAGUUCAUUUAUUGUCAAGAUUAGUUAUUAGGAAUUCCUAAUAUUGAGAGAGAAUAAAAUUAUAAAAAUGAAGUUCACUGCUCUCAGCCUCCAGAGAAACUGCAAACACCUUUAUAGUAGUCAAAGAAUCUUGCAUCUUAAGCCUCAGAGUUUUCUGGGCUUUUGUAAAAUGAACACUUUGACCUCUAAUUUCCUUCUUUGCAUGGAAGAAGUGACUUAAGAAUGCAAAAGAAAGUGAUGAUUGAGCUCAGAGACAUCCUAGUAAAGAGAAACAUUGAAAAUGAAAUAAAGGGUCCUGGACCCAGCAAUAUGUUCAUUAUGCCUCAAUUUGUUUCAUGAGAUUAUAGUCAUAUUAUAGUCAAAUUUCAGUGACUUUUAGAAUCAACCUAGAAAGCACAUAGGUAGAUAAAGGAACUUUGGUAAGAAUGAUUAAUAUCCUUCCCAAUGUGCUUAACUUUUGAUAUUGCAAGAUGGUGUUCUAAGAACAGAAACUCGUUGGACCCAUUUAGCAAAAGAAAUUUCAUGCUACAAAUAUACAUGUAUACAGCUAGAACUAUAUUUUGCAGAGCCAGGGCCAUUUACAACUGUGACUCUCACUCUGACUUAUAACCUUCUCUGCCUGCCCACUGGCUCAACAAGAACUGCUGGUUUGCUGUUUAACUAGAUUGGAAAAAUCACUUAGAGAUCCCUUCCCCUGUUUAUGAUGUAUAAACCACCCUCUGGAUUGCACAAGUUCCUAGUAAUUUACACACUAUCCACUCAAUGAGCGGGAAAUCUAUGCCUAAGUAAGAACUCUGAUAGUAACAAGAGGGGCCCCUCCAUAGCAUGUAAAUACAAUAAAUUAAAAACACAGCAAGCAACACAUUUUCUUCUCCCCAGCCAUCUCGUCUCCAGAAUAGAAUCUCUGUAGCACUCAUGUAGAUAAUCUGUCCUUCUCUGAGGACAGCUCCCCACUCAGUUAUUCAUCAGUCAGUGUGUCUUUAAAAAGGGCCUUCCUCUUAGUAGAGGAGUGGUUUUCUCCACUCUCCAUUCAGCUGCUACCCAGUGUCCUAUAAUAACCAUCAAUAUUAGAAGGGUUUUUAAGUCUUUAGUGGCUCCCUUCUAUCUGUCUUAGAGGCCAUAGUAGUUGUUCCUUUUCCUCUGUGUAUAAACUGCUAGAGAAUCUUAAUAAUUACCACUUCAGAAUGUUAGGCCAAUCCCAUCCCCUUCACUUUUGAGAAAUUCAAAAAUAAGCUUGGGACAUACUGUUUUUGAAGAACAUCAGUUCAUUCACUAAAGAGUUCCACUAAUAUACACAUUUUCUUUGCAGCCCCUCAAAAGGUGGCAACUAAUUCCUCUGCUGUUAGGAUAUGGCUGACGAGUUACCGCUCUAUGUCAGCCUGAUGCUGUACUUACAAGUUGCAGAAGCUUGGGCAAGUUAUUUGUCUCUGAGUCUGUAUAUGCAUCUGUAAAAUGAGGAUUAUACUUGGCCUACAGAGUAUUGAGAACUAUAAGAUGGUUUUGUAAACUGAACAGUAAGGUCUGAGGGAAACUUUCUCAAAACAAAAAAAGAAAUCUGUGUAAACUAAGGUAUGUAUUACAUGUUGAAUGAAAUAUCUUGCAGCCAUUGACUAUUAUAAAAGCAAAUGUGUUGAAAAAGAUUUUUAUUGCAGUUUGAUUGUAACAGUAUAAAAGCUAGGUACAUAGAAGCAUAGAUAGAAAAAUGAAAUCAGCUGGUUUAGGGCAGUGGAAUCACGUGGCUUUUUCUUUAACAAUUUCCUUGGUGUCUUCAGUUCAGUUCAAUAAAUUUAUUGAGCACUCACUUUGCCAGCUCAGUGCUGUACUCCAGAUGCAGAGAGAACUAGGACAAGCUCUUUUGUCUCGGGGACAGUUGUUGUCAAAGUUUAUUGUGUAUAAGAACCAUCUGGGGAGCUAAUUAAAAAUUCAGAUAACCCUAGCCCCACCCUAGAAAAGCUGAUUGUGUGAGUCUGGGAUGAAACAUUUACAAUUUGCAUUUCUUGAUCAGUCACCCUGGAUGAUUGUAACGUAGGUAGUUUGAGUCUACACUACAUUGUAAGAGCCUUCAUUGAGGUUUUAGUAUUUUUACAGUAAGAUAAGUAACAAUUACACAAAUCUGAUCAUUGAAGAUUUGUGUUUGAUUGUUCUCUUUGCACUCUUGAGUUGUUUCUUAUGCCUCUUUGUCAGGGAUGAGAAAGCCAGCCUGCAGAAUGGUUGUUCUCUGGAAGCCAUGCAACAUAGCCAUGCAACAUUCUCCACCUUUAUCUCUUCCUCACACCCUCUCUCUUCUACCACAUAUCUGAUUUCUCCUAUGCCUAGUAAUAUAUCGGCAUCCAGGUGCUUCCCUUUCCUUUCUCCAUCCCAUUCCCUAACCAUAUAUGCCAAUUUUAUUGAGGGGUGGGGCUUAUAUCUAGUUUACUAACUUGUACUGGAAGGCUUUUGUACAUGGUUCUCAAAAAACUUAGCAUCAACAACCACAAAAAUAUAUGUUGAAAUAUUCAUGCCUUUAUGUUUGUCAUUUAGCUCUUGAUUUUUUUUCCCAGUGGGUCAGUAGUUCUCAGCAGAUUCCUGUCCUGCCCUUUGAGUUAGCCUCUACCCUGCACCCUGAGUCAGUACUGCUCGUCUCCACAUGCCUGUGAAUGGGCUUGGGUGGCUUUCUCAGGCUACACGCCUGUCACCUCUUAGUCACCACGAGUCAAAAAUAUUAACAACUCUAAUCACAGUGUCUGAGGCUCCGGGGCUUUGUUUCAAACAUAGUGAUGCUCAAAAAUGCAACUAGGCUUCAUACACUUCCGCAUAUUUAUAUUAUAGUGUUAGCGUUUAUAUUACUUGUACUUCAAGAUAUCAAGGGUUGGACAAGAGCUUCCAGACUCCCUGCUUUCAUUAUGCUCCUGCUAAACCUUAUGCAAAUACCAGUACCCCUCUGCUCCUUUAUCUUUUCCACCUCAACAACAGCUCCAUAAGAACAGAGAGAACCCUUUCAUAUUUGUAACUGCAGUGUCAUGGAGAGUAUCUGGCACACAGUGGGUACUCAUUAAAUAACUCUUGAAUUAAUUAGCUAUCAUUGAGGCAUCUAAAAAGAGAAAAUAUGUCCAUCAGACAAAAGGGAAAUGCUCCUUA
Molecule: messenger RNA, 10954 nt
Organism: Talpa occidentalis (Iberian mole)
Lineage: Eukaryota; Metazoa; Chordata; Mammalia; Eulipotyphla; Talpidae
Gene: NARS2
Product: asparaginyl-tRNA synthetase 2, mitochondrial
Exons: 14
Coding region: 3118-3870 (250 amino acids)
Biological process (GO): asparaginyl-tRNA aminoacylation
Cellular component (GO): mitochondrion
Molecular function (GO): asparagine-tRNA ligase activity; ATP binding; nucleic acid binding
Source: RefSeq, a predicted model, not a curated record